Messenger RNA from Cloeon dipterum, 4717 nucleotides. RefSeq names its product zinc finger protein 423-like. Gene Ontology annotation, molecular function: RNA polymerase II transcription regulatory region sequence-specific DNA binding; DNA-binding transcription factor activity, RNA polymerase II-specific. The transcript is spliced from 13 exons. The coding region runs from base 208 to 3876 and encodes 1222 amino acids. The record is from RefSeq and is a predicted model, not a curated record. Lineage: Eukaryota; Metazoa; Arthropoda; Insecta; Ephemeroptera; Baetidae. Gene Ontology annotation, biological process: regulation of transcription by RNA polymerase II. Gene Ontology annotation, cellular component: nucleus.
GUCGCGGAUUCCCAAUGCAGGAAUGAAUGUAAACAAAACACAUCAUGAAACAUCUUCGACAACGUGAAACAGAGCCAGACGUGAACCAACGUGAGUAGAUCUGAAUAGAUCGAACAGAAGUGUUCUCUGUCUCUGGCUGUCGUUAAGAGUCGCGGCGAGUGGAAAAUUCUUCAGACAGUCUGAGUCUAUGAACAUUAUUGCUACAAAAUGUCCCACAAUACAACGCUUCGAGAAUUACGAGAUUCAAGCAAUGAGCACUCCUCAAGUGGUGGGAAUGAAGCUGAAAAGUGUGUCCAUAAUGAGAAGAAUGGUGAUAUAGAAAAGGAGAAUGAGGAGAACGAGAGCUUGAAGACAUCGCAGCCUAAUGCCCAAGUUAAAGUUGUUAUAGUCUUUCCUCGCAAGAAGCUCGCAGGAUCCAGUGCGAGUGAGGGUACUAGUGCAAAGGUCCCAGAACUAUCUACAACUCACACAGAGUCUGCUAAUCAUAUUGUUGUACAAGAGCACUGCUAUUGCAAAGAAAUACCCCCAGCUGAAGGCUCACUUCAAGGCAUAUUACAAAGUUAUUGCAAAACUGAAAAACCUAAAAACGAUUCUGAUAAUCAGGAACAAGUGCCUGAUCAAGUUCCAAGGGCAAAGAUUUUGAAGUCAAAAAAUGACUACUGCGAAGUUCCAGUGUGCAGGCAGAGGUACCCUCACAAACAGCUAUUCUCCAUUUCUUCAAUCAUGGUCAUCAGAACUGAAGUAUAUUUGAGGCUCAGAUGGACAUAUGACUAUUAUUCGCCAAAGACGUAUUACUCUAGAGUCUGCUUCUGUGAGGAUCAUUUUGAUGCAGCAGAUUUUGUUGAUCCAAAUGUUCGACCUCUCCAGCUCAAAGUAAACGUCCUUCCUCAUUUGCUGAGACUAAGACUGUGGAGAUGUGGCAAAUGGGAUUGGGCUGAGUACAUCCCUGGAUGUCCCUAUGCGCUUGAUAAACCACCAGCUAAUACUCCUAAAAUGGAAAUAGAGAGGUUGAAGAAAAAAAUACAACACGUUUCUCGUGCAAAAUUACCAGAGACAACUCCAGAAAUGCUCCCAUGUGAAAAUGAGGCUAAAAUUUGUAGUCGCAACCAAUCCUGUCGCUGCGGUGCUCCACCUGGAUCGGAAACACCUGAACCUGAUGACACUGAAGAAGUUUUAUAUUAUGAUGAUGAUGAUGAUGAUGAUAUUGAGGAAUUAAAUAAUAAACCUAAGGAAUCUCACAGCGAUGCUGAGAGUUGGAAGGACUCCGACCUGGAGGAAGAAGAAUUCCAGAAAGUAACUGAGCAAGCAAUCCAGUCCGGCAGAAAUGUGAGGACUAGAAGAGACUGCAAAAUUUCUGACUGGCAGUUUUUGCCUUCAAGACUGUUCAUGCCAAAGUCUGAGAAGCCACCGAAAUUGAAGAAGAAGAGGAAGCGAGACGUGGAAGCUGAGUCUGCUGUGAAAAAACUGCCAUGUCUUGAGAAGAAUGAUAAGUGCUACUACUGUGAUGAAUGGUUCCCAAACACUUUAUUGCGCAGUCGGCACAUGAAGAAUGUGCAUCCUGAGUACAAUCUUUGGAUUUGCGGCUUGUGCCGCAAUAAGCUUGGAAGCAAAAAGUCCUUUUAUCAACACAUGUGGAAUCACAUGAAAGCUGCUCACCAGUGUACAUUUUGUGACAAGCAGUUUGUGACCAAGAAAAACUAUGAAACUCACUGUGCCAAGCACUUGUCAGAUGCUGCGGAGAGCGAUAAAAUUCAGUGCCCUGUUUGUUCUGAGAGUGUGGACAAUGAAGAUGUACUGGCGACCCAUAUGCUGGGUCAUAGUCUGCAAGAAACUGGAAACACUGGCGACGAGCAUGUCAUGCAUCUUGAGGCUUUCAAAAUGAGCACCGACUUUAUGUCCACUCAGGUUGUUUACGAAACCAGUCAAAAUGAGUCUCCAUUGUUCACAAUUAAAGUGCUGGAAGAUCUGAACCAGCCAGUGAGUGUGGAGCCUGUUCAACAGGUGUUUCAGUGUCCAGAUUGUAUGAAAGUACUCGAGAGCCAACAACACCUCACAGUGCACAUGAUGAAUCAUGGGCUGACGUACAAGUGUGACACUUGCUGUGAAACCAUCGAAGGCUGGUCCAAUAUCCAUCAGCACAUGCUCAGUCACGUAGGCCCAGACUUCAGUCAUAUUGUAACCACUGAAUUGUGGAAACUUGCCAAAAUGAACGAAGAUAAAGGACAACAUUUGUACAAGCCAAUUAUUGGCUUCAAUGGAGGGAUUAUUUUUCGAUCCAAUAAAGGCAGAUUUAUUUCGAAGAAAAAUAAAAAAAAGCCUUCCAGCCGCAAACCCAAAGGUCUUGUGAAGAAAGACCGCUUGGGUGAUGAUGGAAACAUUCCUAAAUUCUUCACUCCUGGAGUUCGCCUUGUGGAUUUAAACCUGCUUGCAGUUAAACUAUGGUGCCAGUAUUGCGACGAACCUCUGUCCCUGAGGAACUGUCUGGAGGACAAACGAAACGUUUUCAAAUCAGAGUUAAAAAUUAAGUGCUUGAAGUGCGCUCAAAUCAGAUCAGUGCUCCUUUCCUGGAUUGAUGAACAAGGGAACACUGGAUUUUAUGAAUCUCAAAGCCCCGCCUCACGGAGAUCAAUGACAACCCUGCUUUCCAGAACCUGCAAAAAGGCUAACAUGAUCAUUGCCAAGAAUGCCAAAAGGCAGACUGAGUCAAUAGCCUGUGAGACGAAACGCAAAGCUGUUAAAGCCAUUAGACCUUCUGCAAAAACUAAAACGGAACCAGUCAAGAUUGAUUUGGGCUCUGUGAAUUUGUCCAAGUCAAGAGUGAAGAAGACUGAGUCUGAGAUUCCUGAUGAUAUUGACUUGAAAGGAAUCGCAGGGACUGAAGAAACAUUUACAUCAACGUCAGGUGCAAAUCAAGCUGAGGAUGAGACCAUGAAUGUGCAAGAUAUGGAAUGGGAAAACAAUGGUAAAAGUGACAGCGAGGACGAGGAAGUCGAAUAUAAGAAACUCCCUAAGAUUUUCACCGAGACGACCGUGACCAAAGCAGAUGGCCCAAACUUUCUGUGGAUUAGUAAUUCUCAAGACUCUGACAAUCAGGGUGAAUCGUGCGCUCCUGCUAAUGAAGAAAAGUGCCACUACUGUGAUGAACAGUUCUCAACCUACAUGAAGGCUCGAAUACACAUGUCUAAACGCCAUGAAGAGUUCCAUCGCAAAGUUUGUGGUCUGUGUGGUGACUCCUUUGAAUCUUCCCCCAUGAACACAUUCAACAGACACUUAAAAAAGCACAGGAUGGAAAACAAUACGAUCUGUGAGGUUUGCGGAGAUAGUGUAAUGAAAGUUGAACUGAAAAGGCACAUGAUCAAGCACUUACCAAAGGCAUUCCCAUGCCCCAUGUGUCCAAACAAAUCAUUCAAGUCAGAUGGGCAAAUGCAGAGGCAUGUGUUGAACGUGCACGGGCCUUCUAUGACGUGCGACUUUUGUGGCAAAUCCUUCACCAAUCGUGACAGAAUCAUAGAGCAUGUCCGUUACCACCUGUUCAACAAGAAGUGGACCUGCGAGCACUGCCCUGCCGAGUUUGAAAGAAAGGACAACAUGAUGACUCACAUGCGCAAUAACCACAGUUUCAUUUGCUUGGUGUGCAGUGCUAACUUCACCACGGCAGCAUUGGUCAAGCAGCACGUCGAGACUGAUCACACUCAAAAUGAAAUUUUGGCUCUUGGCCUCGAGGGAGAUUUAUUUGAGAGAGUGACAAGGUUCAGGUGUGAUUUUUGCCUUCGGCAUUUGGCAUCCAAGCAGUCCCUUGAUUUCCAUAUCAGCAGAACCCACAAGUCAACUGAAGUGACCCUCGACCACCAUGGUGAGUCUGCACAGUCCAAUUGAAAAUACAGCUGAAGAGAAAUGGAAUGGUCGAUGUAUCAAUAACCUAUGUUUAUUAUUUGAAAAAAUAAAUAAAGCUUAAUGCUCAUAAGGAGAUUGUUUUGCAUUGAAAGAGAUAUAUAAUGCCCUAUAGUAACCCAAGGACUUCAUUGUCUAAUUUUAAUGUCAAAAAUUUAAUUGGAAAUUUGUUAAGUACCAACUUUGCCUAAUAUCUAAACCAAAUUUGUCCAAACCAGAUACUUAAAUGCAAAAAAAUUCACAUAUUUUUAUGUCUUACUAUUUUUUGUAUCAAUCAGCUGUAAGCUUGCAGUAGUAAACUACUCAUUUUUUUGUAAGUCAAUACUGGUGGACUCGUGAUCAAUAUGACAAGCUGCUAAUUUGUAUUUGGUUGAAUACGAUAAUAGUGAAGUUCAAAGCGGCUUAUUGAAAUAAUGCCAGUUCCAAUCGCGCGCCGAUGCAUGCAAGCAGCAGUUACCCAAGGCUGCAGCCGCCAUCAGUGAGGAGUGCUUUCGGUCAGAAAUCCUUCUCCUUUCGAGUGGUUAAGCCAUGGAAAGAUCUGCCGCCAACCCUCAAGGACUGCUGCGUGAAAGACUUCUGCAUUUUGCAGAGUGCACUUGUGGCAACAAUAUAUGAAAGUGAUGAACAAUUAAGUGAUAGUAGGGCUCAGCGCGGCGUGAGAUAUAUUUGUAUUGAUCGUUUUUUCAUUAAAUACUAGUGUCCAUCAGCCCAUUCUUCUCUGUAUGUAAUUUAUAGACGAAAUUUAUAUAUGUGCUUUUAUGAUUUGUAGAGGAAGAAUGGUAAAUAAUUAAUUAAAAAAUUACAUUUUUCUAUUUUUGUCAAAUAA